This is a messenger RNA of Coregonus sp. 'balchen', 11431 nucleotides long. NCBI's taxonomy places the organism in Eukaryota, Metazoa, Chordata, Actinopteri, Salmoniformes, Salmonidae. The record is from the annotation of a GenBank genome assembly.
AUGAGGAAACACCGGUUGUUACCGCUGUGCGCUCUUCUGGGCGUACUGUUUGCAGGACUGCUGCCCAAACUUGAUGCUCAAGAGGAAGGUAAGUUUGAAUCUGCUUUUAUUUUCUCAGUUCAACUUGCAGGCCCUUGUGAUGCCCUGUCUUAGGCCCCUAUCACUUCACAUAUCCAUUGAUCUUAGUAGCACCUGGAAGACCUCAGUUGUAACUGUGACUAUUCAGGUUGUGGAUAAAUCGGUGGAUCUGUGCAAGUGCUGCUGAGGAUGAUCCUUGUUAUUUUCAGCACAAAUGAGUCAAUUGGCCAAAAUGUUAGACAUUUAACAAAAAAUUAGGAAUGACAAUGCUGAUAUUUCUGAGCACUGCUGUUAAGAUGGAGUUGUAUUGACAUGUAUGGGUUGAGGUUCCCCCUUUCUUGAAACAAGAAACAUUUGGGUACAAAGACAAAGUUGUCUAGUUCCCUGCAGGAAAUCAAAGGGAUUUUAAUGGUGUGAAUGAGAAAAGCUCAACAUGAGGUCUACUCAGAAAUCACUGAAGCCUUAGAGUGCAAGUCCAGUGUCAUGUUUUGGAGUCCUGGCAUCGAAGUUCAGCCUAAUUUCUGAUAGCCUUUUGGCAGGUGAGGUGAGCUAAGGUGUACUGUCUUAAUAUUUUAACACCAGUUUAUAGGCCUAUUUUUCGGCGGUAUUGUUGAUUGGUACAUUAACAGGGUCAUGAUUGCAGUCAUACCACUGGACUUGGCCUCUGUCACGGCUCGGUGAGUCCUCAAAACCGGGUUUCCUCCUUUGAAGAUUGUGCACAAGAGCUGGCCCCCGUCAUAUACUUUCUACUGGAUUCGUCCUAGAGCAUGGGUAAAGUGUGGUUAAAGCUCUGAACGAGGGUGGCGGUUUACCCUCAUCCAGUACAGUGGCUUGCCCAAAACCGAGUUCCAGCUGAUCACGUACCCAUCUCCGCUGGGGGCCCUGGCCCACAUCCGUGCCAUGGCCUACCGGGGAGGUGGAACCCGCAUAGGCCUGGCCCUGGACUUCCUCAACCAGCCCCACCUGAAUGUGGCGGCGGGCAGCCGUGCUGGCGAGGGCGUGGCCCAGGCGGUGGUGGUCCUGACAGACGGGCACUCCCAAGAUGCAGGUGCUGUGGCUGGCUGGUGUGAAGGUGUUUGCGGCGGGGGUGCAGGACACGGUGAACUGGGAGCUCAGGGAGAUGGCUAGCACGCUGCAGGACACACAAGAGUUCAGCGUAGACUCUUUCCUGGCCCUGGGGGGGGUAAUCCAGGACUUAGUGGUGGGCUUGUGCGGCACAGUGACCCAGGCCGGGGGUGCCCCCGUGGCUGUCGAAGUCAAAGGAUUGCCUCGAGAUGUGACGGGUAACAAAAGGGGGCUUGUGUCACUACCAAACUAAUGCCUACAUUAUCAUAAAAUAAGAAAGUAGCUGCGAAUGUGUGGCCAUGUCUGGAUGGAGUCCUGUAUUAACACGAUCAAGGGGUAUUUAACACGAUAACCCUCAUUCCACCGUCUGGCACCUAUUAACAUCACUGUUUCUCAUCACAUUUAAUUUGCACGUAACACUUUAAGAUCACCACCCAGAUUUGAAUGGAAUUGACACUCCUAAUGAUUUUCAGAAGAAGGCUUUUGAUGGCACUGAUGGCUGCUAUACCUCUUACAAGCCAGAUCAACUAAUUUAUAAAGCUUAUGCAUGAACUGAGAACAGGCCAUCUCAGUCAUUUGGAUAUAUCCAGUGCUUUUUUUAAAUGGUAAAGACAAAUCACCAUUAGUUUGCCAUUUUAGUUGCUGACAACAACAUUGACUCUGUAAUAAUUACAAGCAGGAGCUUCAAACAAUUCAACAUUCAUGGCAGACUGUUACAGGUGGAUAAUAAUCUAUUUACAUGACACAGUAACAGGAUAUUGACUUCAAUAAUCUCUUUCUUUGUCGCUCUCUCUCUUUUUCUCUCUAUCAUCUAAUACACAUAUAUAUUUAAAACACCUCCAGUCCAUGAUCUUUGCUCUACAAAAAUCACUUUUUCUGCUUUUGUCUCAUUGACAACAAAUCUCCAUAUAUUAACCCCUUAUGGGUUAGAUCUUUGAAAAAGCGAAUGAAUAGAGGUGACAAAUGGUCUCUCCAGAACGGCCUCCCGAAACACGGAGAGCAGCUUUUGACGAUGGCUAACCACCCACCCACUGCUUGUGCGUCUUGUUUAUGUUUUGUGUGUUUAGGCUAUGUUUUAUCAGUUACUGUCUUCAUAACUGUGUAAAAUAUGUGCAUAAUAUUCUACAACUGAAACAGUGAUGAACCUGCCUGGACUCAUCCUUGACUUGCAGCAGAGCCUAGAUAGAGAGAUUUCUAGUUUUAUCUAGUAUAAUAUUGACAGUGCAAAUGUAGUGUAAUAUCAACAUUAGCAAGUAAAAGAUAACAGCUUAGCACAAUGUACAAUAAAAUGUUAUAGAAUAGUUAUUUAUUCUCUUGAUUAAUGGUAGAGGCUCUUAAGCAUCAAGGAUGGGCCACAGGGUCAUGACUGGUACCCAAUAUCUCUGAGGUCUGUAACAUGAGUCUGCAUGGGGUAGCUGAACUCAAUGGUGUUGAAGGAGUUUAUUUUUGGUGCAUUAUCAUAGAACCCAAGCUGAUAUAAGACAGAUAAAAAGGAGAAACUGACAUUUUACAAUCCAUAUUAUUCAUUGUGUUUGAUAUGAAAAAAACAUUUUAACAGUAUUAUGAAAUUAUGAGUAUAUGAGUAUUAUGAGUAUAUAAUGAGUACAGUGCUUCAACACUAUUCCGUAAUGUUCUGUUGAUGUCGCACUGCCCAAAUGUAUUUUACAUUAAUGGAGUAUUAUAUAGCAAGCUACAGGGUCAUGCUCAGACUAAUUUGCAUCCAUUAUCACUUAAGGUCAACAUGUAAUCACUCCUUGGUUCAGCCUACAUGCAGUAUAAUGUGUUUUUGUGAUGUUUUUUUAAUGAUUGAUUGUGUUCACCAUGAAUGUUACCUUCAAUGAUGUACCAGCACGUUAUCUUUCUCCUUUCUCUGUUUUAACACUUUCACGUUGCAUUCUUUCUGUUUUCUCUCUCUCUCUCCCUUUUAAGCACAAGAGUCAGCUGACCUUGUACUCUUAAUUGACGGAUCUGAGAAUGUUGGAGCGGCCAACUUCCCCCGUGUGCGUGAUUUGGCUAUGAAAGUCAUUGAGGGCCUUGAUGUGGGCAGGGACACAAUUCGGGUGGCCGUGGCUCUGUACAGCGCGGACCCCGAGGUUCAGUUCUUUCUAAAUACCCAUGAGAACAAAGCCGCUGUCCUGGAUGCAGUGAAGGCCAUUCAGUUCAUAGGCAGCGAUGAGGCUAACCUUGGAGCCGCCUUGGAGAAAGUCGCUGAGAGCCUGUUGAGUCCGGCAUCAGGGGGCAGGGCAGAGGAGGGGGUGCCCCAAGCUCUGGUGGUUAUCAGUGCUGGACCGUCCAAUGACGAUUUCAGUGCGGGUGACAGGGCCCUUAAGGCAGCAAGCGUUAUCACGUUUGGUGUAGUAGUCGGCAGCGCGGCCACCGCCGAGCUGGAGACUAUCGCCACAGACAAGAGCUUUGUUCUGUCGGCCCCUGAUUUCAGAGCAGUGGCAAGCAUGGGUGACCAGUUGCUACCAUACAUUAACGGGGUGGCCCAGCGCACCAUUGUCAUUCAGAAUGAAUUCACAGAAGGUAGGUAACUUCCAUGCAAGGUGGGAGUGGGUUCGGGGUUCAUGGAACAUCUUUAUUUUGUGUGUCUUAUAGCUGAUUCCAUACUUUAGGUACUGUAAGAAUAAUAAGUCGCCAACACUUGAAAUCAAAUCAAAGUUUAUUGGAUGUGUACACAGAUUUGCAGAUGUUAUCGCAGGUGCAGCAAAAUGCUUAUGUUUCUAGCUCCAACAGUGAAGCAAUAUCUAACAAUACAAUAACAAUACACACAUAAUCCAAAAGUUAAAAGUUAAAAGAAUAUCAGAACGAGCAAUGUCAGAGUCCAGAAUAUAAAUAUGGACAGUAUAUGCAUAGAAAAGGUGUGUACAGCAGUAGCUUUAUAGAAUGAGCCAUGACUAGAAUAGUAUAUUUAAGUAUAUACAUAUAAAGUGGGUAAAACAGUAUUUCAACAUUAUUAAAGUGACCAGUGUUCAAUGACUAUGUACAUAGGGCAGCAGUCUCUAAGAUGCAGGGUAGAGUACCGGGUGGUAGCUAUUGACAGUGUCUAAUGUUCAGGGCAGGGUACUGGGCGGAGGCCAGCUAGUGAUGACUGUUUAUCAGACUCUCGGGCCCAGCUUUACAAAGCAUUAACAAGUAUUACAAAGAAAGAAAGAAAGAAAGAAAGAAAGAAAGAAAGAAAGAAAGAAAGAAAGAAAGAAAGAAAGAAAGAAAGAAAGAAAGAAAGAAAGAAAGAAAGAAAGAAAGAAAGAAAGAAAGAAAGAAAGAAAGAAAGAAAGAAAGAAAGAAAGAAAAGAAAAUCUCACCCCAGCAGGUCAGGAACAUAAGAGAAAGAACAAUGAAUCAAAGACCCUUUAAUAAGCAUCUGAGUUGUUUGGAUUCAAAAGCUGAGUUGUUGACCAAUAGAAUUACUGUAAAGUUAACCUCCAGUCAGAUAUCAGACCUACAGAAUGUAACCUCUGCUUCUCAGGGGUGAGACAAUGGGGGUUGGUGAGAUCAACACAAAGAAGGCUGAAUUCCUGAGAAGACAAUCAAACCUUUUGCAUAGACUGUUGAUAAGAAGAGUAAUUUCGGGGGCUGCCUUACAUAUCUAAUUGUGAGACAGCAGGUGCUUGAAAUUCGGGAAAGGGUACACUCCAUAUUUAUCUCAAUCUAAUAUAUCAAUCUAAUAUUAUAUUGAAAUAGCGGUAGAUAACAUUUCACAAAUAGGCCAAUGCAUCAUAAUGAAAGUUAUGACAAAAGACAGACAGGUUAGCAUCUUGACUUGAUUUCUAACUUAAGCCAGAUUGACAAUAAAUAACAGAUCUAACAAGUGCACAAGCAUUACAAAACAUAGUUUUAACUGAAUACUGAAAUACUGUAGUUUAGACAAUUGGCUAUUUAGAUCAUGUGUAAUUAAACUAGCUGACCUACAAAAAAGCAACAUGAUAAAGUAGGUUUGGUAUAGUUUAGUUAGCUGGUUAGGUAAGCUUGCUGUCUCACUUCGAUGUAGAUGUUCGCAUAUACGGUUAACUAGAUCUUUAAUUUACUUUACUGACUUUAUUGUCCCCAUGGGGAAAUGUUGUUGCAGUAUCAUGUACAUGUUUAAAGUGGCGUUUAAAUACAGUAGACAACAAAUUGACAAUACAAAAUUCAUAACAGUUACAUACAGUAUACUGUAUACCAAUGAAAGAGACUAGCCUGAUGGCCUUUCUGAGUGGAUAGGAACAUUAGCCCGAGCACUUAAGAGGGAUAUCACACCUGGCAAAAAUGAUUGUCUAGUUCAGUUUUUCCUGCUGGGGGGUGCCCUAUACCUGCACCCAGAGGGGAGUAGUUCAAAGUCCAGGUACAGGGGGUGAGAUGGGUCUAAAAUGAUUUUGUGAGCCUUGAUGGGGACCCUGACCUUAAAGAUCUCAUCCAAGCCUGUCUGUUUGACUCCAGGUACCUUGCUUGCUGUGGUGAUAAUCCUUCUCAGCAUAUUAUUUUGUCUGAGAGUGGCAUUGCCAAACCAACAAACAUUAUUCAAAACAUGUAAAUGCUCUCAAUUAAAGAUUUGUAAAACAGAGUCAGUAUAGUACAGUCAACAUUAAAAUACUUUUGAGAAAGUACAGAUCUACGGCUAAUCUUUUCAUCUCUUCCUGUGAAGAAGGAACAUGUAAUUGUAUUAGUAUUACACAGUUACCCUCUUCUCCUAAACAAGUAGCACACAGUGGUGGAAAAAGUACCCAAUUGUCAUACUUGAGUAAAAGUAAAGAUACCUUAAUAGAAAAUGACUCAAAUAAAUGUGAAUCACCCAGUAAAAUACUACUUGACUAAAAGUCUAAAACAUUUAGGUUUUAAAUAUACUUAAGUAUCAAAAGUAAAUGUAAUUGCUAAAAUAUACUUAAGUUUCAAAAGUAAAAGUAUAAAUAAUUUCAAAUUACUUGUGAUAAGCAUGCCAGACAGCACAAUUUUCUUGUUUUUUAAUUUACGGAUAGCCAGAGGCACACCCCAACACUCAGACAUAAUUUACAAACAAAGCAUUUGUGUUUAGUGAGUCCACCGGAUCAGAGGCAGUAGGGAUGGCCAGGGAUUUUAUUUUGGUAAGUGAGUGAAUUGUACAACUUUCCUGUCCUGCUAAGCAUUCAAAAUGUGACGAGUACUUUUGGGUGUCAAGAAAAGUGUAUGGCGUAAAAAGUAAAUUAUUUUCUAUAGGACUGUAUUGAAGUAAAAGUUGAACAAAAUAUAAAUAGUAAAGUACAGAUACCAAAAAAAACGACUUAAGCAGUACUUUAAAGUAGUUUUACUUAAGUACUUUACACCACUGGUAGCAUAACAUAAAAUGCAUCUAGAACACCUCCAAAAUCACACCAUUCUCUAUAUUUGCACAAUUUGCAGCAAUUCAUACUUCUCCAGAUGUUAAUAAUAAUAUGUCAUUUAGCAGACGCUUUUAUCCAAAGCGACUUAAAGUCAUGUGUGCAUACAUUUUUACGUAUGGGUGGUCCCGGGGAUCGAACCCACUACCCUGGCAUUACAAGCGCCGUGCUCUACCAGCUGAGCUACAGAGGACCACAUGACACACCUUUAUUAACAUGAAUCCUAAUAAGCCAUUUUUUUGUGCCUUUCUUAAACAUGGCAUGCUUUGUGAAUGCAUUCAUUCAUGUUAACUAUGGCAUUAAUUAAUUAAUUGCAUCUGUACUUAGGCUACCAUUAAGUGAGUAUCACAGCUUUAUUAGCUUUAAUUAGCUAAUAAUAGUUAGCUUUUAUCAUAGCUUUCUCUAACAUGUGUCAUUUUAUUUUCUCUUUCAGCCUUGGAAGUGGGAAAAAGGGACAUCAUUUUUCUCAUUGACAGCACUAUGGGCGCCACAAUGAUCAACUCUCUUCGUGAGUUUAUCAAAAGGUUUGUUGACACCAUGCCGAUCGGACCGGACCAAGUGCAAGUAGGUGUGGCCCAGUUCAGCAACGCUGCCAGGCUUGAGAUAGACCUGAACGCAUAUGGAUCCAAGGAGGACCUGAGUGCGGCUCUGGGAAGACUCAAGCCAAGACCGGGACAAGCGGUGAACAUCGGGGUGGCCCUGGACUUUGUGAGGACCAACAUGCUGAGGGCUGACAAGGGGAGUCGUAUUCAGCAAGGUGUGCCCCAGCUGGUGCUGUUGAUGACCAGUAAAAAGUCCAGUGACAGUGUGGGGCAGGCUGCUGAGGCACUGCAGCGCAUGGGGGUUAUGACCCUGGCUGCCGGCUCUAAGGCUGCCGAUGAGCAGGAGCUGAAGCAGAUUGCCUUUGAUGAGAGUUUGGUGUUCAUGCUGAAGGAUUUCCGCAUAUUGCUUCGCAACCCCACGGUGAUUGUCUCUCCCCUCUCCACUCUAUCUGGGAUUGUGGUGACUGAGGUACCCACAGAGCCAGGUAAUGCUCCUCUCCUAUCGUUACUAUGAUUCAUACUAGCUACUUAUAUAAAAUGUAUACCUCACAUGUAAGGUGGCAUUUUCUUACCCCAAGACCCCAAAAGGCACAGGUGUCAAACUCAUUCGGUGGAGGGCAGAGAGUACGCAGUUUUUCACUCCUCCAUUGUACUUGAUUGAUCAAUUAAGGUCACUGAUUAGUUAGGAACUCCCCUCACCUAGGGCUUUAUUCAAAAUCAUUGACAUCUAAUAUUUGCAACUUGAAUAUUAGAAUAGGUGUAAUAAUUGUUUUUUUUUACCGUUUUUUCCCCAGUGGUUGAAAUUUCAACAGUGCAGACCCAGCGAGUAGUCAGAGACAUCGUCUUUAUGGUGGAUGGCUCUAGAUACAUUGGGGGUGCCAAUCUUCCAUAUGUGCGAGAUUUCAUUGUCGGCGUGGUAAACAGGCUGGACGUGCGGCCCGACAGGGUGCGCAUUGGCCUCAUGCAGUUUGCAGAAAACCCAAAGAUCGAAUUCUACCUGAACACACACAACACAAAGCAUGAUGUGCUGACCAGCAUUGGUCAGCUCAGGCUAAUGGGAGGGUCUACUUUGAACACAGGAGUGGCUAUGGAUUAUGCCCUUACCAACAUGUUCCAGGCCUCGACUGGGUCACGUAAGAGGCAGGGUGUCCAACAGGUGCUUCUCCUGAUCACUGGAGGCCCAUCCCAGGAAGAGUUUAAAAAGAUAGCAGACAAAGUGGCCAUGGCGGGUGUAUUGACCUUCACAGUCAGUGCCGGCCAGGCAGAUGAGGACUACUUGAAGACGGUCGCUUUUGUCCCAAACUUGGCUUACCAUGAAAGCAGUUUUUCUAGCCUGCCAAAUGUUGUUGAACAGAUCAUGACUCCUUUGAUUACUGUGGUCGGUGACACAGACAUCUCAGUAACAGACAUCGAAAUAACCGAGGAAGCUGGUGAGCUUUAUCUUGUAUUUUAGCUUUAUUAGUACAUUUUGGAUUUAACAGUGGAUAUUAAAUAUUUAAACAUGUAAAAUGGUAUGAAAGAUAUAGAACAAACUGCAUAAUAAUGCUAUUGACUGACAAAACUGAAGGUCUUGUUCCCUUUCCUCUUUUCUUACAGCAGUCAUUGGAGGUGAGAGGGAUGUUGCAUUCCUGAUUGACGGCUCUGAUAAUGUCCGAACAGAUUUCCCCUACAUCCGGGACUUUAUCAUCAAAGUCAUUGAGCCUCUUGAUAUUGGACAAGAUAGAGUACGCGUUUCAGUUGUCCAACAUAGUGAGAGGCCAGCUCCCAAUUUCUACCUGAAUACAUAUAAGGAUAAGGCUGAAGUGUUAAGGGCCGUUAAUGAUCUGAGACUGGCCGGUGGAAGGAGUCUAAACACCGGAAUGGCCUUGAAAUUCAUGAAGGACACUAUCCUGUCCCCGGUUCAUGGUAGCCGUGCGGCCCAAAAUGUCCCCCAGUUUUUGAUCGUUUUGACCGGAGGCAAGUCAAAGGAUAACGUGAAGGAAUCUGCUGGCGCUUUAAAGACAGAUGGAGUGGUACCGUUUGGCGUUGGUGUCAAGGAUGCAGACCCUAAGCAAAUUGAGGACAUUUCUCACAACCCAUCCUUUGCUUUCAACGUGAAGGAAUUCAGCCAGCUCAAUACGGUCCAACAAAGGCUUAAUAGCUAUGUGAGCCUUCCCAAGGAACAGCUGAAGGUCAUUCUGGAGCAAGGUAAGAAAAAAAAAAAAAAAUUAUCAUGUUCUGUGUUGAUGCUCUUUGUGCUGUGAUAUUUGUUUCUUCUAAACGUGCCUUGUUUGUUGUGUCUCAGCUUCGGUUCAUGCUAAUGCUAUCUCAGUUCAUACUGAUGCUGUGAAAAGAGAUAUUGUAUUCCUGCUGGAUGGUUCUGAUGGCACAAGGAGUGGAUUCCCAGCAGUGCGAGACUUUGUUCAAAGUAUAGUGGAUAAACUGUCUCUGGAGGAGAACAGAGACAGAGUCUCUGUGGUUCAGUAUGCUGACAAACCAGAGGCCCAUUUCUAUCUGAACUCUCACAAAACAAAGGAUGCCAUUAUUAAUGCCGUAAGUAAUAUGAGGCACAAGGGUGGAAGGAGCCUAAACACUGGGGCAGCUCUCCAGUUUGUAAGACACCGUGUCUUUACUGCCUCCUCUGGCAGUAGACGACUGGAAGGUGUGCCCCAGAUCCUGAUUCUUUUGACUAGCAAGAAAUCCAGAGAUGAUGUUAAGGGCCCUGCUGUAGCUCUUAAAGAUCUGGAAAUUGUGUCAAUGGGGGUCGGAGUUGGGGACGCCAAUGUCCGGGAGUUGGAAAUGAUUUCCUUCCAACCUGGUUUCACAUACCAGGUCACUGAGUUCUCUGAGCUGCCCUCAAUCCAGCCACAGCUUGUUGCUAUGCUUAAAAGCCUGUCGAAAGACACAGAUGAAUCAGUAGCUCCUGUGACUCCUGAAAUUCCUGAUUUAGAAGGUAAGAACUUCAGCUUGGAUAUGAGUAUGCUAAAUACAAGAAACAUACCAUAUUCUUUAUCUUUGGAACAAUGCUGAAAUUGAAGCAUGAUAAAUUCAUGGAUACCUAAGCCUUUGGUAAACGUAGUCUCAGUAGAGCAUUUCCUGCUAUGUUGAUACAUGUUAUGCAUUUUGGUAGAAAGGUGCUAGUAUUUAGUUGCAUGAUUGAGAAAAUAGUAUUUUAAAAUGUCUUAUUCAGAGUAUUUAUUGGCUUUUUAUUCUCUUAAACCAAAAACAUUUCCUCCUAUUUCACUCUGUUCUCUCUCUUUAUCGCUUACCUCAACCAUGUAUGGAGAAACUAUGCCAAACUUGACAUAUUUUUGUUGAAAAGAUGGUUCUUUGUUGUUCUGCUUGUGAUGAUACCUUUCAGAACAGUAGUUUAGUGCUCCCAAAACCUGCAUACACUAUUCCAGAUUCUCAUUCACCCUUGCAGAUAUGCAUGCAAAUGUGUAUUGAUACAGACAAAUAACCACAACUGUAAUUUUGCUGUAAUUUCUUCUCAGUGGUAUUUUCCCUCUGAUAUGUCUUGUGUUCAGAUUCAGCUUCAAACAUUCCUAAAAAUGUUUGUUUUUUGUUACAUCUUACAUGCCUUUUCUAUAAUAUAAUUGUUAGUCAAUAUAUCCCAUUUUUAUCUAUCUUCACCACCUAGUUGAUACAGAGAGCAGUAAAAGGGAUAUAGUAUAUCUCCUUGACAGUUCAGACGACUCCAGAAAUGGAUUGCCUGCCAUUAGAGAGUUUAUACUCUAUUGUCUGUGGUCCUCUGUAGCUCAGCUGGUAGAGCAUGGCGCUUGUAAUGCCAAGUUAGUGGGUUCGAUCCUCGGGACCACCCAUACACAUGGGUCAUGCACGCAUGACUGUAAGUCGCUUAGGAUAAAAGCAUCUGCUAAAUGGCAUAUUUAUACGAAGAAUGGACAAUUAAUUGACAUCGAUGGGGACAAUGUUCAAGUUGCUGUUGUGCAAUACAGUGACGAUGCUAUGGAGUACUCCCACCUGAAAGUUCACAAUACCAAAAGGGCUGUCAUCUAUGCUGUUAGAAGCCUAAGGCAUAACGGAGGAAGACCCCGCAACACUGGGACAGCUCUUCAGUUUGUUAGGGACAAUGUUUUCACUGCCUCCUCCGGGAGUCGGCAUCUGGAAGGGGUUCCUCCGAUUUUGUUUUUGUUAACUGGUGGAGAGUCGAGUAAUGACGUCACAGCCGCUGCAUCUGAUCUGAAACAUCUUGGGGUUCUUUCUUUUGCCAUUGGGAUUAAAAAUGUAAGGCAAGAGGAGCUGCGAAGCAUUGCCUACUCUUCCAGAUUUAUUUUCAACCUACCCGUCUUUGGUGAACUUUUGUCCAUACAGCCAGAGAUCCUUGGCUUUGUCCAGUCAAAAAUGGGAAAUGAGCCCCCCACUAUUGUCGGGUUGAGCUGCCAUGAUUCCCAGUCAAGAAUGAAGUUGAAUUAA